This is a messenger RNA of Manis javanica (Malayan pangolin), 4525 nucleotides long. RefSeq names its product Rho related BTB domain containing 1 (gene RHOBTB1). NCBI's taxonomy places the organism in Eukaryota, Metazoa, Chordata, Mammalia, Pholidota, Manidae. Gene Ontology annotation, biological process: small GTPase-mediated signal transduction. Gene Ontology annotation, molecular function: GTP binding; protein binding; GTPase activity. The record is from RefSeq and is a predicted model, not a curated record.
GCGACUUCUGUGAGGUGAGAUGGAUCUUUAAUUUCCCUCCCUACACCUGCCACAACACAGAAGUUUGAGCACAACCAGAGGGAGCAGACUGGAAUUUAAUAGCUCUGCACAGUGAGCAAUGUGAUAAGGCAGAGGUCAGACUGAAGUAGGCGAGCUGCCAAUGGGAGGUAAGAAAAGAAAGAAGAGCAUCAGUAAUUAUUUGUAGUAGUUUGACCAUAAAAGGGAAGAAAGAUUGAAGAGCAGCUGAAGAGAGGUUUUAUACAAUCAAGAAACACAUGAGAGAGGCCUCUUUCAAGCAUUAUUAAGCUAUGAAAAUGGAACUGAAGCUUAUUUUCCCCCUUCAAAUGGUAAGUCCAGCUGUGAGCAGGGUGUUCUGUUCUUCACUUCCAGCAAGCCAGAGUUUUAUAAAUGGACACUGACAUGGACUACGAAAGACCCAACGUUGAAACCAUCAAGUGUGUGGUCGUGGGAGACAACGCUGUUGGGAAGACACGUCUGAUCUGUGCCAGAGCAUGUAAUACGACCCUAACACAGUAUCAGCUACUGGCCACCCACGUACCAACCGUGUGGGCGAUUGACCAGUACCGGGUCUGCCAGGAGGUCUUGGAGCGUUCCCGGGAUGUUGUUGAUGAAGUGAGCGUUUCUCUCAGGCUUUGGGAUACUUUUGGUGAUCAUCACAAAGACAGGCGGUUUGCAUAUGGCAGGUCCGAUGUUGUGGUCCUCUGUUUUUCAAUCGCUAAUCCCAAUUCCCUAAAUCAUGUGAAAACCAUGUGGUAUCAAGAAAUCAAGCACUUUUGCCCUCGAACACCUGUUGUUUUAGUUGGCUGCCAGCUAGAUCUCCGCUAUGCUGAUCUGGAAGCUGUUAAUCGAGCCAGACGCCCUUUAGCGAGGCCCAUAAAGAGAGGGGAUAUUCUGCCCCCAGAAAAAGGGCGAGAGGUUGCAAAGGAGCUUGGCAUACCAUACUAUGAGACAAGCGUAUUUGACCAGUUUGGAAUCAAGGAUGUGUUUGAUAAUGCAAUCAGAGCAGCGCUGAUUUCCCGCCGGCACCUGCAGUUCUGGAAAUCCCACUUAAAGAAAGUUCAGAAGCCUUUACUUCAGGCACCAUUCCUACCUCCAAAAGCGCCUCCACCAGUCAUCAAAGUUCCAGAAUGUACCUCCAUGGGGACGAAUGAAGCUGCCCGUUUACUGGACAAUCCUCUGUGUGCCGAUGUCCUGUUCAUCCUUCAAGACCAGGAGCACAUCUUCGCACACCGAAUUUACCUCGCUACCUCCUCUUCCAAAUUUUAUGAUCUUUUUUUAAUGGAAUGUGAAGAAACCCCAAAUGGGAGUGAAGGAGCUCGUGAGAGAGAGAAGCAGAGCAAGGAUUUUGAGGGGAGGGCAUUGAGUCUUGACCCAGACAAGGAAGGGCAGGAAGGCUCCCUGAGGACACCGCAGGCCAGUCAGUGGGAGUCCUCGAGCCAGAACCUGUCCCAGCAGGAGACUCUGGAGCUGGAAGCUGCAAGCCUGACUCCAGAGACGCAGACUUUGUUCGGCUGGAGUAAGGGGUUUGUUGGUAUGCACAGAGAAAUGCAAGUCAAUCCCAUUUCAAAGCGGCUGGGUCCCAUCACUGUGGUCAGGAUGGACUCGUCAGUCCAGCCGGGCCCCUUCCGGACCCUGCUCCAGUUUCUGUAUACAGGGCAACUGGAUGAAAAGGAAAAGGAUUUGAUGGGCCUAGCGCAGAUUGCAGAGGUCCUGGAGAUGUUCGAUUUAAGGAUGAUGGUAGAAAACAUCAUGAACAAGGAAGCCUUCAUGAACCAGGAGAUUACAAAAGCAUUUCAUGUCAGGAAAGCCAAUCGGAUUAAAGAGUGCCUCAGCAAAGGGACCUUCUCGGACGUGACAUUCAAGCUGGACGAUGGAGCCAUCCGUGCCCACAAACCACUGCUGAUCUGCAGCUGCGGGUGGAUGGCUGCCAUGUUUGGAGGGUCAUUCGUGGAAAGUGCCAACAGUGAGGUAUAUCUCCCAAACAUAAACAAGAUGUCAAUGCAGGCGGUACUGGAUUAUCUCUAUACCAAGCAAUUGUCACCUAACUUGGACCUGGACCCACUGGAAUUAAUUGCCUUGGCAAACAGAUUUUGCCUACCACACUUGGUUGCACUUGCAGAGCAACAUGCUGUUCAGGAGCUGACCAAGGCCGCCAUGAGUGGCGUGGGCAUUGAUGGGGAAGUGCUCUCUUAUUUGGAACUGGCCCAGUUUCACAAUGCCCACCAGUUGGCCGCCUGGUGUUUGCACCAUAUCUGCACCAACUACAACAGUGUUUGUUCCAAGUUCCGCAAGGAAAUCAAAUCGAAAUCUGCAGACAACCAGGAAUACUUUGAGCGGCACCGCUGGCCCCCCGUGUGGUACCUAAAGGAAGAGGACCACUACCAGCGGGUGAAAAGGGAACGAGAGAAGGAAGAUAUUGCACUGAAUAAACAUCACUCAAGACGAAAGUGGUGCUUCUGGAAUUCAUCUCCAGCGGUCGCCUGAGGAGGAAGAGGAAAAACCCAGUAAUCUGACCCACCACUUUUAGAAGCACUACUGUAAAUUAGUCUUAUUAUUGGAAAUAAGUCGUAGUUCAGGUUUCAGGCACUGAUCUUCCUCCACGUUUGUGCAUUUAUCUUUGCUGGGAUCGAAGCACAAUCCCCAUCAAUGCGCCUGGACAAAAAGGGAAGUUGAUGCUCACUGCAUUCCUUAAACUUACAUUUUUUGUUAGAAGGCUAAAUAAAAUUUAGUCCGUUACCUUGUUUCUUUUUAUACAAAGGAAAAAAAAUCCAACUUUGAUGUUUCAAAUUCCAAAUUGGAAAAUAUUUUUAUAUGGUCUCUUGUAUUUUAUUGAAAUGAAAAUACUGUGUAUUACUUUAUUUUACAGGCCACAAAUUAACCAUGAAGUCACCCUGUGAUUCUCUCUGCCCACAUGACCACCGAGCAUUAUUUCAUAAUUAGAGGGUUAUCCUUUUGUUGUGAAGUAAAGGGUUGGAAUGAAAUUCCCCUAAGUGCAAGUUAGAGACUGUUUAAUCUUUGUUAUGCCGAAUAACAUCGAUAUAAUUACCAAGUCAACUCCAAAAAUGUGUAUUUAAAAUAUUUGAAGUGUAAGUGCUAGUAAUUAUAUGGUUAUAUGUGCCAUGUAAAAUAUAGUGAUAUCAAAUCUUCUGUUGUCUAAAAUGUCUAGAUUCAAAAGGAUAAUCUUUAUAAUCACUAGAAGGGCUUAUUAAAUCCCAGCAUUAUCAGGGCAAACUCACUGGUGGACCUGAAUACAAAAGAUACCGUAAAGCAUUGGUGUUUGGAUUGCUGCAUUAGGGUUUAUAUCUCUCAGUAUUCCUUGAUCUUGCCGUGCUUUUGCAUGCAGAUUCUCUGCUGAACUUGAACUGAGAUGGGCAAGGGAAAAGGUCCCCCGGACUUGUCCCACCGUCUAUAGGCGUGUCACAUCUCACGACCCAAAACAGGCUUCCUCAGGUCUCCCACCUGCAGCCAACUUCUCUAAGACACAUAUUUUUAACUCUUCCCAGGGAAAAUUUAUGAUGCUUCAGAAGUAGGUUAAGGCAGACCACCCAGCCCUGCUGAAAUUCAGCCAGGGCCUGUGAAAGCGCAAAGCUGGAGGCUGGGUAGUCUAGGCUCCCUGCAUUCUCCAACGCAGACAGGAAUCUUAUUCCAAGAGUCUAGGAAAUGGUGCUAUUGUGAGUUAGUUCUGACCCUUUGUCAUUCUGAGUUUUCAGUGUUAAAAUAGGAAGUGUUGAGCAGGGGAGCUUUUGAGAGGCAGUCAAUCAUUGCUUCUCUGUAAAUUAAAAUGUUGCAGCACUUAUACAGAGCAUUUUAAGGUCACAGUUCCAUACCUGCCAUGGGAUGUUGUAUGGUGGGGCUGGGCUUAUUCUGUUGGGAGGUCAACUUACUGAAGCUAAAGACUGUUAAUUGUCUUUCCUUGCUUUCAGAAGUUGGAAAAAAGACAGUUGAGUCCAAAUCCCAAUGUUGACAGUCAUAUAUAUGCAUUUGAAAAUCUAUCAGGAUUGCAGAUGGGCAUGUUUAUUGGCAGUGGAUACACACCAGAUACAGGAGUUUGUAGAGGCCCAGCAAUGCACCCUCCCUCACGACAAAGGAGGGGGCCAUAGAUUAGGGGUGGGUGGUUGUAAAUGCACCUACUUUAAUUUUUGGUCAGUCGGGUUGUAAAUCAUUAAUGGAAGGAGAAAAGAGACAGAAUGAGAGAAUAAAUCUCAACACUCAGGAAGAAUUGGCAUAUUUCUCAUCAUAAAAAAGGUAAAAGCUGAGUUUUUAGUGGUAGUCAGAGUUGAAUUUUUACAACCAAAGCUCCCAUGUGAUUGUUACUGUAAUCUUGCCAAAAUGUAGUGGACAUAUAAGUGAACCUGGGGUAUAAGCAAUAAUAUCCACUAGUGUUUGUUAUCAGCUACUGUAACCAAGUGGCUGGUUCAUUUGGUUGAUGCUGAUUAUGGCCUUUAACCAUGGUGGUUUGUUUUGUGUUUUUAUUUCACAAAAAGCCAAUAAAAUUGUUUAGCUA